Molecule: messenger RNA, 1703 nt
Organism: Sorex fumeus (smoky shrew)
Lineage: Eukaryota; Metazoa; Chordata; Mammalia; Eulipotyphla; Soricidae
Gene: MAFK
Product: MAF bZIP transcription factor K
Exons: 3
Coding region: 205-687 (160 amino acids)
Biological process (GO): regulation of transcription by RNA polymerase II
Cellular component (GO): nucleus
Molecular function (GO): DNA-binding transcription factor activity, RNA polymerase II-specific; RNA polymerase II cis-regulatory region sequence-specific DNA binding
Source: RefSeq, a predicted model, not a curated record
GGAAGCGGUGUCAGAGGCCGGGAGCCGGGCGGGCGGGCGGACUUGUUGUUCUUCGCGAAGUCGGAGCCGGAGCGCGCGGCGCGGGCGGUGGCCGCGGGGAGCGAGCGCGAGGGGAGAGAGCGCGAGCCCAGGAGCCGCCGCGCGCCCGCGCCUGCGCGACGCCAGUGACAACUCCCAGUGCUUGUCGGGUGCCGGUGCCAGGUUAUGACGACGACUCCCAGACCGAACAAGGCACUAAAGCUGUGUGCCCCGCAGGUCAAGAAGGAGGCGGGCGAGAACGCCCCGGUGCUGAGUGACGAUGAGCUGGUGUCCAUGUCGGUGCGGGAGCUGAACCAGCACCUGCGUGGCCUGACCAAGGAGGAGGUGGUGCGGCUGAAACAGCGGCGUCGCACUCUCAAGAACCGCGGCUACGCCGCCAGCUGCCGCAUCAAGCGCGUGACGCAGAAGGAGGAGCUGGAGCGGCAGCGGGUGGAGCUGCAGCAGGAGGUGGAGAAGCUGGCCUCGGAGAACGCCAGCAUGCGGCUGGAGCUGGACGCACUGCGCUCCAAGUACGAGGCCCUGCAGACCUUUGCCCGCACCGUGGCCCGCAGCCCCGUGGCGCCCACCAAGGUGGCCACCACCAGCGUCAUCACCAUCGUCAAGUCGGCCGAGCUCGCCAGCUCCGUGCCCUUCUCAGCCACGACCUAGUGCGGGCGGGACGCCCCUUGGGGAUGGACCUGGGGGCCUCCCCAGGCUGGGCAGUGGGGCCAGAGGCGUCGCUCUUGGUCCACGGGACCUGUGUCCCCACCACGUGCCUGUCUGUGCCCUGGCCAGUGGGCGGGCGCCUGCACUGACCCCCGGACUCUGACGGAGGCCGGCUCUGCAGGACACACGUGGCCCUGGGUGACCUUUGCCCAAGCCGCUGCUCACACACUGUGGGGGGGUGGGGGUGCCCAUAGGAGGGAUGUGGGUGCAGGUGGGGAGACAUUCUCUCUGCGUCGGGGUGACUGAGGGGCCUCUGGUGAGGCUGGGACGGGGACUGCUGCCCUGGGGCUCCAGCGCCGCCCAGGCUGGCCAGACCUUCUGCGCCCGCUCCCCGGGGCUCAGAUGCUGAGGACAUUGGAGCCUUUCCCAGAGCACUGGGUUCUGGGAAAGGCGGGCGUGCCCUCAGCGCCCCUGCCCGGCAGACCCCCUCACCAUGCCCCAGGGAGAGGUGGGUGACAGCCGGCACCAGAGGCCACAGCACGGCUAAGGGCCUGCUGGGGCAGAGGGCAGGCCAGCUGUCAAUGCCGUAGCACGGUAGGUAAUCCACAUUGGAUGUCAUCGGGCCACGGGGAAAUAUUUAAAAGAGAGACUUCUAUAUAUAUAUAAAAUUAUAUCACAUUUUACCGUACAGAGUUUUCGUACCUUUUUCUCCAGUUUGAUACUGUAAAGCCGGACACGCAGAGCCACGCCGCGGGCCCCCAGCGUCCCUCCCACUGCGGUGUGUCCACCGUCACAGUGUGAAGCUGGAUUUUUUAUUUAAGAAACAGCCCCUAGUCGGGGCAGCCCACCUUCCUGCCCCCCACAAGCCGGCCCAGGGGAGCGGGUGCUCCGUUUCGUGCUGCUGCUUCCUGUGAUCUAAGUUACUGACGAGCCCUGAGCUCCUCAGCCCCCUAAUUUAUUGUUCUUCAUCUGCUGCAGCGCUUUGUACCGUCAAUAAAGUUUUCUAGGCCCUGCGAGCA